AUGAACAACUUCUCAAUCAGCAAUUACCUUUCCUUGUUUCUGUCCACCAUCGUCAUCCUACUCGUGGCGGCUGGAGAUUCGCUACCUAUCUACACUCCGGUGGAAGAUUUCACCGUCAAAUGUGGCUAUUCCGGCAACAAGAUCAGUGAAGAUGAUGGCCGAAAUUGGAUUGGAGAUAUCAACUCAAAAUUUUCCCCCCUUGAACGCCAAGCAGUUGGUAACACAUCCAUAUUCAAACAAGCACCUCAUUCGAACACCGUCCAACAAGUGCCUUACACCACAGUGCGACUUUCUCUCUCUGAAUUCACUUACAGUUUUAAACUCACUAGCGGCCCGAAGUUCAUCCGCUUGUAUUUCAACCCAGUUUCUUAUGGCCCUGACUUUGACCGAUCCAAAGCCCUCUUCUCAGUCAAAGCCGGGGGCUUUAACCUUCUUCACGACUUCAAUGCUUCGGUCACUGCCGAUGCGUCUAGGUUGGACAGAAUAUACAAAGAGUUCUGUUUGAACAUGGAUAAAGAAGAGAGCUUGGACAUCACAUUCACUCCGAGCAUAACAAUCCCAGAUGCGUAUGCGUUUAUCAACGGAAUUGAAAUUGUGUCCAUGCCCGCCCAUCUUUACUACGGUUUACCUAAAAGUGGCCGUCAGAUUGAAAUUAUAGGCACCGGAAGCUACUUUUCCCUCGACAACAGCACUGCUCUAGAGAUGGUCUACAGAAUAAACGUCGGUGGAAACUCAAUCUCUUCCAAUCAAGACACUGGCAUGUACCGCAAUUGGGAUGGUUUCAGAGAGGAGCGGAAUUACUUGGACAAUUUAAGUUUAACAAGAUCCGUUCCGACACAAAACUUGAGUAUUCAACUCAACUUUUCUGAAAUACCAGCGUACACAGCGCCAAAGCAAGUUUACCAAACUGCCCGGUCGACGGAAACAAACGUUACCAUGAACGAGAUCUACGUCAAUCUCACCUGGGAAUUCCCUGUAGAUUCCAUGUUUUCUUACCUGGUUAGGCUUCAUUUUUGUCAGUUUCAAUUCGCUACAAUAUAUCAGUGGUUUCAUAUUUACAUAGCCAAUCAAACCGCUUCACGAUACAGUUACAGUGACAUACCAGAGACAUUUCCAUUUGUCUUUGAAAAUGAGACUCCAAUCUAUAUGGACUACAGAGUGUUUAUGUCUGGCCCCGGACCCGAGAGCAAAGUUAAUCUCUCUAUCGCACAAGAACUAGUGUCUUCCAACGAAAAUGCAUGGCUGAAUGGUCUCGAAAUCUUCAAACUGAUUUACCAAAGUGGUAAUCUCGCCGAUCCCGACCCACCAAAGGGUACGACGUCAAGCUCAAAAAUACCCAAAAACAAGGGAAGGACACGUAUGCUUGCCAUCGUCGCCGGUAUAGUUUCCGGCGUACUGGUGCUUUCUGUCUUCACAUUCCUUGUCUUCAGACAAAGAUGGAAAGUCAAGUCCUCUGGCUCCACCCAAGGGACGACUAAGUCAACAAAGACCUACGAGUCAUCUUUACCGUCUGAUUUGUGUCGUUCCUUUUCACUUACUGAGAUCAAAGCUGCCACCCAAAACUUCAAUAAAACUUUAAUUAUUGGAGUAGGAGGAUUUGGUAACGUGUACAAAGGCUGUAUUGAUGGUGGCGCCACCCUUGUUGCAAUCAAACGACUGAAACCAGAGUCAUCACAAGGGGCUCAUGAGUUUAAGACAGAAAUCGAGCUGCUCUCUCAACUCCGUCACCGCCAUUUGGUUUCACUCAUUGGGUUCUGCACCGACAAAGGCGAGAUGAUCUUGGUCUACGAUUACAUGGCACGUGGGACUCUCGGUGGCCAUCUCUACCGCUCCGAUAACCCACCUCUUUCGUGGGAACAACGGCUUCAAAUUUGUAUUGGUGCAGCGCAAGGGUUGUGCUACCUUCACAGCGGUGCCAAGGGCUCUGUUAUUCACCGCGAUGUGAAGAGCACAAAUAUUUUAUUGGAUGAGAAAUGGGUGGCAAAGGUUUCGGAUUUCGGGUUGUCCAAAAUGGGCACAACCACCAUGUCCAAAACCCACAUCAGCACUGCGGUGAAAGGUAGUUUCGGGUAUUUGGACCCGGAAUACUAUCGAUGUCAACGGCUGACUGAGAAGUCUGACGUGUACUCCUUUGGUGUCGUGUUGUGCGAGGUGUUGUGUGGGAAGCCAGCUUUGAUUCAUACGGCGGAGGGGACUCGAAUGAGCCUUCCUGAGUGGGCCAGGAGAUGUCAUCGCGAUGGUGAACUUGAUCAAAUCAUCGACCCAAGUUUGAGGGGUAUGAUUGUAGCCGAGUGCCUGAAUAAGUUUGGUGAGAUCGCUGUGAGCUGCAUCCAGGAUAAUGGGGUUGACCGGCCUUCGAUGAAUGAUGUUUUGAGGGAGCUUGAGCUUGCCUUGCAGCUUCAUCAAAAGAGCAUUGGAAUUAAGGGUGACAAUGAGGUUGCCUUUUACAGUGACACUGCUGCCAAAGCUAGUAGCAGUGAGCUGACUUGUGCAACCGAUCAAUCUAUUCAACGUAUAUCCGGGACAAUCUUUUCUGAGAUUAACGAUCAGAAUGGAAGAUGA
Messenger RNA from Prunus armeniaca (apricot), 2562 nucleotides. The record is from the annotation of a GenBank genome assembly. NCBI's taxonomy places the organism in Eukaryota, Viridiplantae, Streptophyta, Magnoliopsida, Rosales, Rosaceae.